UCUGGGCCCCCCAGGCCGGAGGGAUGGAAUAGCCCGCCCCACCCUCGCGUCACUUCUCUGCUCCCCAAGCCGCCUUGUGAUGCUGUUGCGCGGCCCGAGAGCGGGCUUCACCCUCCCCAGCCUGGCGGUCUCGCUCCCAGUUGUGUUGUUCAGUCUCUCAGUCCUGUCGGACUCUGCGAUCCCACGGACUCACAGUAGACUCAGCUGUUUUGGAUGAAUGAUUAGUGAAUGAAACAAAGAUCUCCGGAACUUUGAGUCGGUCCUCUAAGCCUUAGCUUCUGGUCUAGCACCACUCAGAGUGCCACCUGGACCUAUGGUAGUGGGUCAGUGAAAAGCCUGGUAUUGGGCCCCAGAACAGAUAGGAAUGGUGCGGCCAGACCUAGGGAGAUGAGAGGGGCUGAGAUAAGAUGGAGCGUGGGGAAGGAAGUGCUGGGGCAUCGUCAGGAAACUCAGGGAGGCAUCAACAAGACCUACAGACGAGUCGAGGGGCAGAGUCCUGGGGAAAUGGGUGUUGGUCCAAUGGACAGUUUGUGGAGGUCUGGAUGAGGGUGGCCUUGAAAGCCCCACUUGAAGCGGCCUAAUUUACUGAGGAAUAGAGUUUGCCAAUGAAGAAGGGACCCUCACCUGUUCUAGGUUCAAAGGCUUUCAGCAUAUGCCCACCACCUGGCCCUGUUGCUGGCAGCUGAGAGCCCAGGAGGGUGGUGAGUGGGGAGAGGCAGCACCUCCCUCUCUUUCCCUAACCUUACACUCCCUGACCCCCUUGGGCAAGUCAUCUUACCUUUCUCUGCCUCAGUGUCUUCCAUCUGUAAAUUGGGAAUGGGUACCUGAUUGAGGACAGGAGGAAAAGGGGGUGAUAGAGGAUGAGAUGGUUGGAUGACAUCAUCGACUCAAUGGAUCUGAGUUUGAGCAAACUUCAGGAGAUAGUGAAAGACAGGGCAUGCUGCAGUCCAUGGGGUCACAAAGAGUCAGACGUGACUGAGCAACUGAACAACAAUAACCACCCAAUAUGCAUGCUGUUAAGAUUACAUGAGUUAAUACGUUUACGUUUUUGGAAUGGUGUGUAGCACAUGGGAGUACCUGACAGGCUUCCACAAGAGGAAGGUGGAGCGGAAGAAGGCAGCCAUUGAGGAGAUCAAGCAGCGGCUGAAGGAGGAGCAGAAGAAGCUCCGAGAAGAGCGCCACCAGGAAUACUUGAAGAUGCUGGCAGAGAGAGAGGAGGCUCUGGAGGAGGCCGACGAGCUAGACCGGCUGGUGACAGCGAAGACAGAGUCGGUGCAGUAUGACCAUCCCAACCACACAGUUACCGUGACCACCAUCAGUGACCUGGACCUCUCAGGGGCCCGGCUGCUCGGCCUGCCCCCGCCUGAGCAAGGGGCCGGGCCUGGGCCUGAGGAGGAGGCGUCAUCUGUGGAGAAGCCGACCAGAGCUUUACCCAAGAAGUCCAGAGACCCUCUGCUGUCCCAGCGGAUCUCCUCUCUCACGGCCUCACUGCAUGCACACAGUCGCAAAAAGGUCAAGAGGAAACGUCUUCGCCGGGCCCAGGACACCACCAAGAAGCCCCCGAGCGCCACUCGUACCAGCAAGACCCAGCGCCGCCGGCUGACAGGCAAAGCCCGGCACAGCGGGGAGUGAGCUCUGAGACCCCGGCCAGGCACCAGCCUGGUCAGCAAGGACCUGUCCUGUCUCAUAACCCAGCCUGCACCCAGGCAGUGACGACAGCCCAAGCUUGGGAGGCCAGCACCCCUCCAGCCUGGAGUUUGGACUCCAGAAGGUGCAGGCAGCUGAGAGCCGGCCUCCCCCAGGAGAAGCCUCCGGGGCCAAGUUUGGGGUGUCUGCCCAAAUAUGUACCUCCCUGGACCUUCAUCAGAUUUGUGAAACUGCA
Messenger RNA from Dama dama (fallow deer), 1882 nucleotides. It is a transcript of the gene NOL12, whose product is annotated as nucleolar protein 12. Gene Ontology annotation, cellular component: nucleolus. The transcript is spliced from 6 exons. Lineage: Eukaryota; Metazoa; Chordata; Mammalia; Artiodactyla; Cervidae. Gene Ontology annotation, molecular function: RNA binding. The record is from RefSeq and is a predicted model, not a curated record. The coding region runs from base 1054 to 1632 and encodes 192 amino acids.